Morchella importuna is the source of this 468-nucleotide messenger RNA. RefSeq lists its product as uncharacterized. The record is from RefSeq and is a predicted model, not a curated record. Gene Ontology annotation, molecular function: mitochondrion autophagosome adaptor activity. Bases 1 to 468 code for a protein of 155 amino acids. NCBI's taxonomy places the organism in Eukaryota, Fungi, Ascomycota, Pezizomycetes, Pezizales, Morchellaceae. The transcript is spliced from 2 exons. Gene Ontology annotation, biological process: mitophagy.
AUGGCCGACAUCGCCCCCCUUGCCGCCCAAACCCUCGCCCAAGACACACACCUCACGUCCACACCGUCCACCGCGCCCCCGACCUCCGCCGACUCGGCCCCCAAGUCCGUUGUCGUCGGCGUCGGCCACGACUCUAUCGACGACGACGACGACGCCUCCAUCACCCUCUCGCUCGUCGAAGAGCCACACAGCGGCGGCGGGCGGCUGCCGACGCUGCCGGACCUCCGCUUCGAGCAGAGCUACCUGGCGAGCAUUGCGGCGGCCGAGGGCGUGUGGUGGAAGAUUGCGCUCAUCACGCUCAAGGACCAGUGUCUGAUGCCACUGCUGCAGGGCGUGGGGUAUAAUCUGUUUGUGAUGGGGUUCAGGGUGUGGAAUCGGGGGGCUAAGUUUGCGGGCGCGGGGGUGGGAGCGAGAGUGAGACGGUGGUGGUGGGGGGUUAAUAAUUGGGAUAUCCCGAGGCGGUACUAG